This is a messenger RNA of Corticium candelabrum, 2206 nucleotides long. RefSeq names its product ribosome biogenesis protein bop1-B-like. Gene Ontology annotation, molecular function: ribonucleoprotein complex binding; protein binding. Gene Ontology annotation, biological process: ribosome biogenesis; maturation of LSU-rRNA from tricistronic rRNA transcript (SSU-rRNA, 5.8S rRNA, LSU-rRNA). The transcript is spliced from 18 exons. The record is from RefSeq and is a predicted model, not a curated record. Gene Ontology annotation, cellular component: PeBoW complex; preribosome, large subunit precursor. The coding region runs from base 30 to 2174 and encodes 714 amino acids. Lineage: Eukaryota; Metazoa; Porifera; Homoscleromorpha; Homosclerophorida; Plakinidae.
GGUAACAUUAUCCGGGAUAUUGAUUAUGCAUGGCUGCGUCUGAUAGCGAAGAAUCGUAUUUUUCUGGCUUAGAGGAAGAAGACAGUUCAGCAUCUGGAGAGGAAAGUGAGGAUCAAGAGACUGUUAGCGCGCGUCAUGGAGACGAAGAGGAAGAGUCUGGAAAUGAGGAGACGAGUGGUGUGGAUGAAGGAGAAGGAGAGGGAGAAGACGAUGAUGAAGAAUUGGAUGAUAUCAGGCAGCAAAUGACAGACAACGUGUUUGGUGACAAUGGACAGACACGAGACAUACAAACAGACGACGUUGCUGAUUCUAGUGAUGAAGAGACAUUAAAUCCAGUGGGCGACAUUCCAAUGGAAUGGUACAACGACUACCCACACAUUGGUUACGACUUGCUCGGAAAGAAAAUCAUGAAACCGGCUACGACGGACGAGCUUGACAGAUUUCUUGCUAAAAUGGAUGAUCCAAACUGGAAUCGGACCGUUCAGGACAAAACAACUGGUAGAGACAUCGUACUGACGGAUGAGGAGGUGGAUAUGAUACAGAGGAUACAGACGGGGAGAUUUCCUAGUGGAUAUGAUCCGUAUGCUCCGUAUGUUGACUGGUUUAGUGGUGAUACAAUGUUACAUCCGUUGGUUGAUAAACCUCCUGUUAAGAAAAACUUUGUGCCAUCGAAAUGGGAGCACAAAAGGAUCAUGAAAAUUGUAAGGGCCAUUCGUAAUGGUUGGAUCAAGCCUAAGAAGACUGACCAUGAGAAGCCACGUUAUUACCUGCUCUGGGACAAACAAGACCAAGAGUCAAAGAAACAUCCAAUGCACAUUCCAGCUCCCAAGAUGAAACUUCCAGGCCAUGAAGAGUCAUACAACCCACCAGCGGAAUUCUUGCCAACCGACGAGGAAAAGAAGAAAUGGGAAGAGGCACACCCGGAUGAUAGAACAAGGAACUUUCUACCACAAAAAUAUUCAAAUCUUCGCUCGGUUCCAGGUUAUCGCAAUUUCAUUUCAGAGAGAUUUGAACGAUGCCUUGAUCUCUACUUGUGUCCAAGACAAAGAAAAUUUAGAGUCAACAUUGACCCUGAAGAUUUGAUACCAAAGUUGCCCAAACCGAGAGAACUGCAGCCAUUUCCGACGUCUGUAGGAAUUGUGUAUGAAGGGCACACGGAUGUUGUCAGGACUAUUGACUGUGAUCCAACAGGAGAAUGGCUUGCUUCAGGCGGUCACGACUGUCAGGUUUGCUUCUGGGAAGUCAGCACUGGUCGAUGCAUGAAGUCGCUAAACUUACCAUUCAAAGUGUGCAGCAUUGCUUGGUGUCCAAACCCAAUUAUAACACUCGUUGCCAUUGCAUGCGAGAGUAUCGUAUUCAUUGUCAAUCCAAUGUUGGGGGGCCAUCAACUCUAUGGUGCAACUGACUUAUUGAUAUCAAAAUUUGGUGGUGAAGAACAAGGUCCCGGCUCAUCUGGAUUGUCUGAGUUGGUCACAUGGUCUACUUGCUCUGGUUCUGAUGUUACUGACGGACGACGACUUUCACUGCAGCAUAAACACGUUGUCAAACAAGUUGUGUGGCACGGAAAAGGCGACUACUUUGCAACAGUAAUGCCUGAUGGUGGAAACAGUGCUGUUCUUAUUCAUCAGUUGUCGAAGAGGCGAACUCAGAAUCCAUUUAGCAAGAUGAAGGGUCCAGUUCAGCGAGUUCUCUUCCAUCCAACAAGACCUCAUUUCUUUGUUGCUACUCAACGUUACAUCAAAGUUUACAACUUGCAGAAGCAGGAACUGACGAAGAAGCUGAUCACUGGCGUUAAGUGGAUUUCCAGUUUGGAUGUUCAUCCUCAAGGAGACAAUGUUAUUAUGGGCAGUUAUGAUCAACAUCUGUGUUGGUUUGAUCUCGAUUUGUCAGCAAAACCGUACAAAACGAUGAGACAUCACAAGAAGGCUGUUCGGCAGGUUGUGUAUCAUCGGCGUUAUCCUUUGUUUGCUUCGUGCAGCGAUGAUGGGACGGUCGUUGUGUUUCAUGGAAUGGUUUAUAGCGAUCUAAUGCAGAACCCCUUGAUUGUUCCUGUCAAGAUUCUACACGCUCACAAAGUGGUUGGUCAGCUAGGCGUAUUGGACUGCGUGUUUCAUCCUACGCAACCUUGGAUAUUUAGCUCUGGAGCUGAUUAUACUGUCAAACUAUUUACAUAGAACAUUACAAAUAUAUCAAUUUGUACAUUCUU